CAACAACUUUCGCUGUGCGCCCCCCCCCUCCCCGCCUACUAACGUGCUAGGUAUAUAUAUAUCACUGUCCCCACCACUGAUCUACGCCGUAUCUAGGACUUAAUAUCUUUGAUUGAACUCAAAAAGGCAACACUCCGGUCACUAGCAGGCUGUUCAGUUGUGUUUUACGUAUGCUGCGCUUGCUCACUUUUUCAACAUGGCGGCGUAGGUGGUAUCGUUGCUGAUUGGCCGUAUUUUUUUUUACUUGCGCGUGGCUAGACCUUGUGGGUUGGAUCAUGGCUGCAAGCAUCAAGCAAAGAAGGAAAAGGUUUCAGCGAUACAACGAAUGAGUAUUUGAAGCAUUGUUUAAGGAUUUGCCGUUUUGCAAAUAAAAGUGGAUGAUCUUCGAAAUUAACUAUUUUCUUCUAUACGAUUGGAAUUCAAUUUUUGAAAUCCCGAACACAUUAACUGACAACCGCAGCAGAGCAUCACAGGAGAGAACAUGCGAAGAUGUUUGAGCUGAUGCAGGGAGUAAUCAACGAGCUGCGGGAGGAAGCUGGGGAAACCCAGCAACAACAAACCCUAGAAGGAUUACCCCCACGGGAACUCCGUAAACUGGCCGGCAGGGGUAAUCUCAACCUGAUCGGAAGGAUGGAACCGAUUGCCCUUCCGGCUUCACCACCAGCCUCAGGGGGCAGUGGGACUCUCUCAGGAAGUAGAAGAGCCGAAGGUCACUUUCCAACGGCAGCAACCGGCCCGGGAAAGCGACGACGCACGUUGGGAGCCGGCCGGAAUGGCCCGAGACCAGUCGCACAAGUCCAUCGACCAAGCCGGACCCUGUUGACGCUCGUCGACCUACAGCAGGGACAGCCCGGCUGGACCACCAACUAAGGAGGGGGCGCAAGGGAUUGCAGGGCAGGCCCGAGCAAGAGUGGGGGCCAAAGCAACCAGAGACAUCGGAACAUCUCCGACUAGGCUGUUUAUCCUGGAGGCUCAGUGGCGGCCCUCUAUUACCAUAGGUCGAGGAUCGAUGAUUCGGGGAGCACCCAUGGGGAUGAUCUGCACCAAGUACGGUGGACAGGAUCAUCGCUGGUAGGUGUGCCCUACCUCGGUGUACUUCGGAUAGAGGGUUCAGGGAGUUUAUUUAUUUUUUUAAUUUCAUUAUUUUUAAUUUUCGAGAGCGGUUGACUCUAGUAGGCUGGUUCCGAAGUUUCCGGGGCCAUCUGGUCGGACCAGAGCAACCACAUUAUAUUCAGAAUUCAUUUCUCUUUUUAUGGCAUUAUCCUAUUCGUCACCUGUAAUUCGACUUGGUCUGUAGAGUUUCAAACAGUGCAGUC
Messenger RNA from Belonocnema kinseyi, 1316 nucleotides. Its product is annotated as translation machinery-associated protein 7 homolog. The record is from RefSeq and is a predicted model, not a curated record. Bases 490 to 870 code for a protein of 126 amino acids. Lineage: Eukaryota; Metazoa; Arthropoda; Insecta; Hymenoptera; Cynipidae. The transcript has 2 exons.